Globicephala melas (long-finned pilot whale) is the source of this 8236-nucleotide messenger RNA. RefSeq names its product heterogeneous nuclear ribonucleoprotein U (gene HNRNPU). Gene Ontology annotation, biological process: regulation of alternative mRNA splicing, via spliceosome; negative regulation of transcription by RNA polymerase II; regulation of chromatin organization. Gene Ontology annotation, molecular function: poly(G) binding; poly(C) RNA binding; snRNA binding. The record is from RefSeq and is a predicted model, not a curated record. Lineage: Eukaryota; Metazoa; Chordata; Mammalia; Artiodactyla; Delphinidae. Gene Ontology annotation, cellular component: inactive sex chromosome; telomerase holoenzyme complex; membrane.
GACGUUGCGUGCUCGCUCGCGCCAGGCGAGUCUCCGCGUCUCCCUCGCGAACUCGGUGAAAGGAAUUGGCGCCGUUCGACACCAGGCGGAUCCGCUCUGCAGCAGCAAUCCAGCUCCAGCCGCAGCCGCAGCCGCCGCCUGGGCCGAGGAGCAGCCUCAGCCGCCGCCAGUGGCCGAGUGAGCGGAGCCGAGUUUGAGCCAGCGCCUAGCGGAGAAUCGGGGCCUCACCAUGAGUUCCUCGCCUGUUAAUGUGAAAAAGCUGAAGGUGUCGGAGCUGAAGGAGGAGCUCAAGAAGCGGCGCCUGUCCGACAAGGGCCUCAAGGCCGAGCUCAUGGAGCGUCUCCAGGCCGCGCUGGACGACGAGGAGGCCGGGGGCCGCCCCGCCAUGGAGCCCGGGAACGGCAGCCUAGACUUGGGCGGGGAUUCCGCCGGGCGCUCGGGAGCAGGCCUCGAGCAGGAGGCCGCGGCAGGCGGCGAUGACGACGAGGAGGAAGAGGAGGAGGAGGAGGAAGGGAUAGCCGCCCUGGAUGGCGACCAGAUGGAGCUCGGGGAGGAGAACGGCGCCGCGGGGGCGGCCGACUCGGGCCCGAUGGAGGAGGAGGAAGCCGCCUCGGAGGACGAGAACGGCGACGACCAGGGCUUCCAGGAAGGGGAGGAUGAGCUCGGAGACGAGGAGGAAGCCGCGGGCGACGAGAACGGGCACGGGGAGCAGCAGCCUCAACCGCCGGCGGCGCCGCAGCAACAGCCCCAGCAGCAGCGCGGGGCCGCCAAGGAGGCCGCGGGGAAGAGCAGCGGCCCCACGUCGCUGUUCGCGGUGACGGUGGCGCCGCCCGGGGCGAGGCAGGGCCAGCAGCAGGCGGGAGGUAAGAAGAAGGCGGAAGGCGGCGGAGGCGGCGGUCGCCCCGGGGCUCCGGCGGCGGGAGACGGCAAAACAGAACAGAAAGGCGGAGAUAAAAAGAGAGGUGUUAAAAGACCUCGAGAAGAUCAUGGCCGUGGCUAUUUUGAGUACAUUGAAGAGAACAAGUAUAGCAGAGCCAAAUCUCCUCAGCCACCUGUUGAAGAAGAAGAUGAGCACUUCGACGACACAGUUGUUUGUCUUGAUACUUAUAAUUGUGAUCUACAUUUUAAAAUAUCAAGAGAUCGCCUCAGUGCUUCUUCCCUUACUAUGGAGAGUUUUGCUUUUCUUUGGGCUGGAGGAAGGGCAUCCUAUGGUGUGUCAAAAGGCAAAGUCUGUUUUGAGAUGAAGGUUACAGAGAAGAUCCCAGUAAGGCAUUUAUAUACAAAAGAUAUUGACAUACACGAAGUUCGGAUUGGCUGGUCACUAACCACAAGUGGAAUGUUGCUUGGUGAAGAAGAAUUUUCUUAUGGGUAUUCUCUAAAAGGAAUAAAAACAUGCAGCUGUGAGACUGAAGAUUAUGGAGAGAAGUUUGAUGAAAAUGAUGUGAUUACAUGUUUUGUUAACUUUGAAAGUGAUGAAGUAGAACUCUCCUAUGCAAAGAAUGGACAAGAUCUUGGCAUUGCCUUCAAAAUCAGUAAGGAAGUUCUUGCUGGACGACCACUCUUCCCGCAUGUUCUGUGCCACAACUGUGCGGUUGAGUUUAAUUUUGGUCAGAAGGAAAAGCCAUAUUUUCCAAUACCUGAAGACUAUACUUUUAUCCAGAAUGUCCCCUUGGAGGAUCGAGUUAGAGGACCAAAGGGGCCUGAAGAGAAGAAAGAUUGUGAAGUGGUUAUGAUGAUUGGCUUGCCAGGAGCUGGAAAAACUACCUGGGUUACUAAACAUGCAGCAGAAAAUCCUGGUAAAUACAACAUUCUUGGAACAAACACCAUAAUGGAUAAAAUGAUGGUGGCAGGUUUUAAGAAGCAAAUGGCAGAUACUGGGAAACUAAACACGCUGUUGCAGAGAGCUCCACAGUGUCUUGGAAAGUUUAUUGAGAUUGCUGCCCGUAAGAAGAGAAAUUUCAUUUUGGAUCAGACAAAUGUGUCUGCUGCUGCCCAGAGGAGAAAAAUGUGCCUGUUUGCAGGCUUCCAACGAAAAGCUGUUGUAGUUUGCCCAAAAGAUGAAGACUAUAAGCAAAGAACACAGAAGAAAGCAGAAGUAGAGGGAAAAGACCUACCGGAACAUGCAGUCCUCAAAAUGAAAGGAAACUUCACUCUGCCAGAAGUAGCUGAGUGCUUUGAUGAAAUAACGUAUGUUGAACUUCAGAAGGAGGAAGCCCAAAAACUUUUGGAGCAAUAUAAGGAAGAAAGCAAAAAAGCUCUUCCACCGGAAAAGAAACAGAACACAGGCUCAAAGAAGAGCAAUAAAAAUAAGAGUGGCAAGAACCAGUUUAACAGAGGUGGUGGCCAUAGAGGGCGCGGUGGAUUCAAUAUGCGUGGUGGAAAUUUCAGAGGAGGAGCUCCUGGGAAUCGUGGUGGAUAUAAUAGGAGGGGCAAUAUGCCACAGAGAGGUGGUGGCGGUGGCGGAAGUGGUGGAAUUGGCUAUCCAUAUCCUCGUGGCCCUGUUUUUCCCAGCCGAGGCGGUUAUUCAAACAGAGGGAAUUACAACAGAGGUGGAAUGCCUAACAGAGGGAACUACAACCAGAACUUCAGAGGACGAGGAAACAAUCGUGGCUACAAAAAUCAAUCUCAGGGCUACAACCAGUGGCAGCAGGGUUCUGUCCAUGUGAAUGUGCUGUGUGGAAGAGUAAAAGGGUCCAAGUAAAUGUGUUCCAGUGAUUCCAAUAGGUAUUCCAAAUUAAUUGCUGCUUGUACAUUUAACACGUGUUAUACUGGGCUUCCAGGAUCACCUUAAUUAGAACUCCUCUUAUUUUAAAAAGGCAGGGGAAAGGGAGAAAUUAGUAACUAAGUGCAUAGAUUUGUUUGUAACAGGAAAGAAAGGUUCUCUAGUAUCUCUUUUGCAUACCUGAAAUGUGAGGUAUUUGGUGGUAUGUUAGCAAUUGGUGGUCCUCUUGCAUAGGUUAAAGGCAGUACAUGCAAAUAGAGCCAAGUCCCUUUAAGGUUAAAUCCUUAUUCUAAUGGUUCAAAUUCCUUCUAUUUAAUGUUAUGUAAGACAUUGUUUCAAUAUCCUCCCUACUUGUAGAGUUGAAAUACUUCCUUACAAUAUUCUAAUACAAAGAUAGCUAGGAUACCUAUGUCCUUGGGUUCCCAAAAUCUUUCUGUAUCUGUAUUAAAUGCACAAAUACUUUUUGUUAGCUUAUAAUAACUUGGAAAAUGAUCUUUUUGGAUAAUGAAGUGAUGUAAAUUUACAUCAAAGUACAAAAAGAUCAAGAAGUGAAAUUUAAGACAAGGACUUUGAUUAUGUUAGUCCAGAGCAUGUACUUUCUUGUUGCCCUGAAAUUAUUUAAAGACUUAAUAAGAAGCUUAGAAGAAAUUAGUUUUUCCCACUACAUACUUGAGAAUAAUGUAUUUUGGUGAAGUGAGAGGACUUGGCUGCUGUACUGACUGAAAAUAUAACUACCAGGGUUUCCUCAGUGAAAUACAGUUCUACUCUGUCAAAUAAAAGCAAUCUCUAAAGACUUGAAGAGCAGACAACUUAGAGUAAAAGGUAAAAACUCAAAGCCAUUUCUGUUCAUUUGAGAGAAAACAAACUAGAAAGAUGUUUUUAAAGCAAACUUAGAAUUUAGAUAGUAGAACACGUUUCAUUUCACGUGACUAGUCCUUGUGGUCUAAGGGGGAAGACAUUUUUAUGAAAACUUAACCCUUUAAGAAACCAGUAUAUGCAAAUUUGAAUCCCCUAAGGGUAGGCCAUAUAUAAUAGGUGUUUUACAACUUACAGAACUUGGUAAAAGUUAUUCCUAGAAAAGAGUAGAAAAGAUAGCUGCCUGUUAAGUCCAUGUGAACAUUUAGUGAACAAUAGAAACUUUUAAUUUAGUACUUAUAGUCACUGGUAGCUUUCUCAAGAUAAAAAUACUUGGAAAAAGUCAUCUUUUAAUCUCUAGAAAAUAAAGAGUGGUUGAAAAGACUCAAAUGUUUGCAACACUGAUCAGUAGUGCUCACAUUAUGAACUUUAAAAUGUAAUACUUUAUUAAAAAACUAAGCUUUUUUGUCCCUAAAGCUUGUCUUAAAAGAAAAUUUAAAUAUGGAACUUAAUGCACAAAAACAACGUGUAAGAUACCAGUAUUUGGGUGGUAGAGGAUAUUAUAUAUUAUUACUGACCUGAUUUGAUGACCAAUGGACCAUAUUUUAAGAUGCUUCCCAAAGAUAUUUUAUUCUAGAGUACUAUUAAAAACCACAGUUAAAGCAAUCAGUAAUUUUUCUACUUUCCUCAUUAAGGUAUUCUGCUUUCCCAAAGUAGUUUACGUUAACAUCACUUUUAAAGGGGUGUCUUAAUCCCCAUCCACCACAGAUUUUUACCUAGGAAUAGAAGGAUUCAAACCCUAUUUGAUCCCUAGCUUUUUGCUGAAAAGUGCAUAAACAGGAAUCCUGAAUUUAUUAUAUAGACCUCCUCGCAUUAUAAAAUCGAAGCAAAGGGAAACCAGCGAUGGAGUAGAGGUACGUAGACUGAAGAGAUGCUUGCAAAUUAAAUAAUGGUAUUAGGGAUAGUCAGAUUUCUUGUUGGCAAACUUGGUCAAUAGAAAUCACACGUCCAGAGAAAAGCUAGUUAAUUUUAAAUUCCCUGAGGUUCUUUUACUGAGAUGUAAAGCAAGUAGUCAAGGAAAAACAAAGAGGGAGGGGUGAGGGAAGGGGGGGAACUGCAUAAAGCACUUAGAGGUAGUUAAUUAAAGUAGGUAUGAUAAGCUGCAAAGUUUUAAACCUACUAAUUGCCACAAUUCUAUUUUAAUCAGCUAUUUAGCUGGUACCUACCGCUAUAUCACCUAGUGUGAAAUUUCGGAUUUAAUGGAAUAAUGAAGGAAGCAGUGCAGCUGGAGGCUUCAAGUGGGCUCGGAAGGUCUCCAAUUUAUGCAGUCAUUCUGCUGUGAAAAUGAACUAACCUUGUUGUUAUUGAAGGCCUUGGAAAUUUUUACCAGCUGAGAGAUUUUUCUCUUACUCAGGGUAAGACGUAAUCAUAGUGUGCUAGAGCUGGAAGGGACUUGACUUACAUAAUCCAUUUGCCUGAUUUCAUAUGUUACAUGUUAUCAAACUGAAGCUGAGAACGUAAGUGGCCUGCGCAGCUUGUUAGAUAUCAAAUUUGAUUAGUACUCAUCAAUUCCUCCACCCCACCCCAACUCAUGCCUUUUAAAACAUGAGUGACUGUCACAUGGAAUUUUUAACAUAAUUGUUUAAGAUCAAUUUGAAUAAUACAGACUGCACCUAGCUCUGAUUUGUGUCAGUAACGGCAGGCAGAUGAUCUUGCAAAAACUUUUCUCUUUUCUAAUAACCUUCCCUUGUUAAUGCCCAAGUCUUUCCUUUGGUGGCUGCCAGAUGAUUAGGAUCAAUAAAAAUCUCUCAGAACAUAUAUGCUUGACAGUGUCACUCAUGAUAGGGCAUUUGGUAAACCAUAUAGCUUGUGUACCCUAACCCUCAUAAUGACAGCCAUAAGGUGAGCAUGGGAGGGAAAAUGCUACUGCUCUUAUGAAGUGAACUGGAGCAGGCCCCUACCUAUCCUGAAAACGGAUUAAGAACAAAAUAAAGUUUCAAAACAUCUCUUCCUUGAUCUGUUUAGCUCACCCGUGAUAAUCAGUAGGACCAGUAAUAAUGCCAUAAUCCUAUCCACUGGUGUCUUCUUUCAUACUUAUCAUUCCUUAACCAGAAAGGUCUCUAAGCCUGUGUUUUAAGUAAUGUUGAUAUUUAUUAAACCAAAAAUGAUGAAUGAAUGAAUAAAUGCUGUGGACUUAGUUGGGUGUUGGGUGCUUUUUUUAAAUGGCAGCCAGUUGAAUUAUAAAUGUCUUUACGUUAAUGGAACAAUAUGUAAUUCUGCAGUAUUUUCCUUUGCACCAAACAAGUUUCUGAAAAUAUUUUUAUGUGUGCCAUGUACAUAUUUAAGUUCUACUUAAAAAUAAAAACCCUGCAUACAUCCCAAAAAUAUUUAGAGCAGCUAAAAACCACUUUUCCUUUCUGAGAGAUGACUCACCUGUUGAAGUGGAAGAAUAGGGUCAAGCAAUGGGUACAUUUUUAAAAUAAAAAUUGCAGAGUGACGGCCCAUUAGUUUUAAGUCUGAUAUAACAUCACUGGCUUUAGAAAUCAGAAAGUAUCCCCUCAUUUUUAACAGGGUACAGUAAUACAGUUGUGAUUUUUGUUUUUAAGGCAAGUUUUAACAUUGAACUGAGAUUUUAUUUCUUGAAACGUCAGGUGUACUCACUGCUUACCAUAAGGAAACACUUUUCUAAGCAUGAUAAACACGAGGUUUAUUUUAAGUAUGAGUCCACUAUGUGCUAUACUGACAGUAGAUACAGGGGCAGAAUAAGUUUGUACAUACACAUGUAAAAUGACAACAACUUACACAUACUUUAUUUACUUGGUUGAAAGCCUUGUGGUAUAUAAAAUGCUUUCUAUAGUUGAUCUCGGCUUGGUUCACACCGAAGUGAGUUGUAUCUGGGUUUUCUGUGCUCAAGACUGCUCAAUUGCUGCUGCUGCCGCUGUUGGUUGGUUUUCUUUCAGGAUCAAGGUGGGUACUUUCAUAUAAAAUCUUGUUUUUAAUUCCUUCUCUGGCACGUCUUUCCUGGAUUCUUAGCUUUGCAUAAUUAUACCUACAAUGGAACCUAGUAAGGAGAACAUGAAUAAAUUGAUAUAACAUACCUGUAGAAACUAAUUUGAAAUUUAUAAUCAAAAUUUUUAAAUGCUUACAGAUGACUGUCAGUGGUUGUGAACACAUUCUUAAGGUAGCAUUUUCAGAUGUUAUGCCAUAGGUAGGGAUUGAAAUGAGCAUUAGGAUAAGAUAAAAGGUUGAGGCCUUCCUAAACGAAGUAUAAACCCUGACAUGGCAUUAAUGCAGUGCCUAAUGCAAUGCAUUCAUCUGUUCAUUUGACAAAUGACACAAGAUGUGUGUGUAUAUAUACAUAUUUAAAAGAUUAAAGGCAGUCCGGCAAUAUCAUUUUGUAAGAUAAAUUUCCGUGAGGGUGGGGAAUCUUAGUGGGAGAUUGCUCUGAGUAGAGCAUGUCCUUUGGAACUAGAUAAACCUAUUAGAAUCGUGGAUCUUCUUGAAUACUUAGCACACAUACCAGCAUCCUAAAGUCACCAAGAUAAAUCCUCCUAUUCCAACGUCACAUGAUCUUCUAAUUCUACCUGUCAAAAGGAAGCAUAAACACUAAUACACUGCAUGUUAUAAUACUUCCUCUAGGAAAAAAACUUCAGAGAAACAUGUUUUUUAUGCAUAGAGAAAAGCAGAUACUCACUAGUUAACAAAAAGUGUCCGAGGCCAGCCACAACAGAUCCUAAUGAGCCAUACAGUGUCGAAUCCCGAGCACAGGGGAUGUUUUCAACAUCUAAAAUUCCUAGGAGCUUAAAGGGCUACGAAAAAUAAAAAAACUUAGGUUGGACAAGAGAAUAUUUUAUUUUAGGGUGGUUUGGCAAAGACGAAAACCAUCUUUAAUCAUCCUGCUUUGGUAUGUAAUAUGAAUCUAAAAUGGAAACCCUGAGAAUUUGACCAGAAAGUCCUAAGCAGGUAGGGUAAAUUAAACCUAAAUAGAUUAUGGUACCAUGGUUAUGCUAUAAUUUGUUAAUCAACUGGUUUGGAGAUAAGGUAAGGGCAUACAUUAUUUUAUGAGCUCUUUAAACAUCUGUAUGAAAUCAUUUGGGGGAUUUGGCUAUCAUUGAAAUUUAAAAGCAGCAUAAUUUCCUUCUAAUAACCUGAGAUGCAUAGAUGGGAAAAGUGAAAUUGUCCUAACCAUGUUGCUUAUAAUAUUAGUAUACUGCUGUUUUAAAUUCCUUUAAGGAGGACUGCAGAUUUUCUGUGUUAACUAGUAACAACACAUCAGUUGUGUCUGUAAGAAUAAAUACUUUGUGUUGAGACAAAUCUCGUCUGUUUCUUGCCUGUGAUAUGACUUGCCUGUGAUAUGAAGUUGCCGUUGAUUCUAUUUCUUUGUUGAUAGUACAUGGUAACCAUACCUAGGUGUGAUGAAAAAAGCUGGAAAUCUACAGGGUUGGAUUUAUUCUCAGCUCUGCCACUAACUUCUGUAACCUGUAGGACAUAUUUUUUUAUCUGGCCUGCAAUCUGUAAUGAAGGGGUUCAGCUAGGUGAUAAUUUAAGUUCCUUCAAGUGCUAAAAUGAAUGGUUUUAAAAUUCUUUAUAUAGUCUUCAUUGGAUUUAUGGAUUUGUUCUCCCUCAUUAAAAAAUACUGCCACUUUAAGCAUAACAUUU